UCACGCACCAGACUUCUCACUUUAGCUUUGCCUUUUGGAUUUAAAAGAUCUCUUCGGGUUUUUUUUUUUGUUUUUUUUUUGUUUUGUUUUUUGUUUUUGUUUUUUUGUUUUUGUUUUUUUGUUUUGUUUUUUUUACUGCCAAAGCGCACGGUGUUAAAAGUUCCAUUCGGCAACAGACGCAACUGUCACCAAGUGCCACCGGGUGCUUGAGCUGUCAAAAUCAUGCCUGCCGGGUUUCAGCAACUUGGAGGGGAGACGGUGACUGGAACCCUUGCUCUCUCAGUCUUCACUGCAGUUCUGGGAUCUCUUACAUUUGGAUACAACAUUGGAGUCAUCAAUGCACCUCAGAAGAUCAUUGAGGAGGACUACAAUGCUACAUGGACGCAACGAUAUGGAGAGCCCAUCCCCACAGGGACCCUCACCUCUCUCUGGUCAUUGUCCGUAGCCAUCUUCUCCAUUGGAGGCAUGCUCUCCUCAUUCUGUGUUGGUUUCAUCUCUGAGUGGUUGGGCAGGAGGAAAGCCAUGCUCAUAAACAACAUGUCAGCAUUUAUUGGUGGAAGUCUGAUGGGAAUGUCCAAGCUUUGUCGCUCCUUUGAAAUGAUGAUCCUUGGGCGUUUUGUCAUUGGUGCUUACUGUGGGUUAGCAUCUGGCUUGACACCCAUGUACGUGGGUGAGAUAGCACCAACAAGUCUUCGAGGGGCUCUGGGCACGCUGCACCAACUGGCUAUCGUUACUGGCAUUCUUAUAGCACAGAUCCUUGGGCUGGAGUCAUUGCUCGGCAGUGAGCACUUGUGGCCUGUUCUGCUGGGUUUAACUGUUGUGCCAACCGUACUCCAGAUGGGUCUGUUGCCCUUCUGCCCUGAGAGCCCUCGAUUCCUCUACAUAGUGCGCUCUCAGGAGCACCAUGCCAAGAGUGGUUUGAGGAGGUUAACGGGUCGGCAGGAGGUGGGCGACAUGCUGGCAGAAAUGAAGGAGGAAAAAAGGAGGAUGGACAUGGAGAGGAAGGUGUCCAUCCCCGAACUCUUCCGUUCCCCUCUUUACCGCCAGUCCAUCAUCAUCUCCAUCUUGCUGCAGCUCUCCCAGCAGCUCUCUGGGGUCAAUGCAAUUUUCUACUACUCUACUAGUAUCUUCAUGAAAGCGGGAGUCCAGAGUCCAGUCUAUGCCACCAUAGGAGCUGGAGUAGUAAACUGUGCCUUCACCGUGGUCUCGCUUUUCCUAGUGGAGAGGAUAGGUCGAAGGACACUUCAUAUGUUGGGACUAGGAGGAAUGUGCAUUUGUGCCAUCAUCAUGACCAUGGCUUUGGCUUUACUUGACAGCGUUCCUUGGAUGAGCUACAUCAGCAUGCUAGCCAUCUUUGGUUUUGUGGCCUUCUUUGAAGUGGGCCCAGGUCCCAUUCCCUGGUUCUUUGUAGCAGAGUUGUUUUCUCAAGGUCCCAGGCCAGCUGCCAUGGCUGUAGCAGGGUUUUCCAACUGGACUGCAAACUUCAUUAUUGGCAUGGGCUUCCAAUAUAUAGCAGAACUUUGUGGGCCAUAUGUCUUCCUGAUCUUUGCAGUACUUCUCCUCUUCUUCCUCAUUUUCACAUUCUUCCGAGUGCCAGAGACCCGGGGCAAGACCUUCGACCAGAUUGCAGCAAACUUUAAUCAGCACUCAGCGGGAGGCAUGAUGGAUAUGGACAUGGACCUGGACAAACCCAGCACGGAGCUCGACUAUUUGGGGGAGGACAACAUCAACUGAAGAGGUCCUUUCAAAAAUAAAACUAAAUCGAACAAAACUGGAAUUGAGUACAACUUCAGAGGAACUUCGUAUAAGGGCCCCUACUCUAAACUUAUUUCUUACAUCUACUGAAUUCAUAUUAAUUGUGGUGCCAAAGCAGUGUUGCGUGUGACAAUUUAGGUGUUUUGGAAUCGUCCUUGGCUGGUACCACUGUAGUACAAGAGUAAUGGUUACAAAUUUUGUCUUGACAAAGGCUUCAAAUCUAAGGGUUAAAGACUGACCAUUGUACUUGAACAAUAUGGACUGUUGAGGCACUGACUGCUGCUGUAGUAGGAUGUUAUUCCAUGCUUAUGCACUUGGAAGUAUUGAUGGAUAGCAGAGGAGACACUUUGGAAUUCCUGCACUUUAACAAAGACAUCCAAAGUUUUCCAAGUUUGGGGAUAAAUAAAGAAGUUGAUGCAACUUGCCCAGCUUCACUUAAGUUGGGAACACAAAUUAUUUUGACAAUAUUUAACUUUAGAGAAAUAGGUCCUUAAAUAUCAAAAAGGUCCAACAAAAUGUUAAACACACAAAAUUGGCACUGUGUAGUUUAAAGUGCAGUGUUUAUUUGUUUUAGAAUCAGGUCUCUUUUUAGAUCAAGACAUGUAUCUGUACAGGCAGAGCUGUUAAAUUUGUAGAAUCACAUCUAUGCUUUGAAAUUAAGGACCUAAUUAAUAAGCCAGCUGUCUAGUGAACUACAACUGAUCAUUUGGACAGAAAAUAAUGUUUUUACUGCCAAACUGAUCUUCCAGUUGUGUUCCCCUGGGUGUUAAAGUGCAUUUCUGAUGAGAAACUCGAGGCACAAUCUGCAGAAAUGCCAUUUUUUAAAGAAACCACUUUGGUAUGUCAUGUAAAUAGUGUCUGAAAAUGUUAAGGUAUGAGGGUCGGAAAGUUUUAUUUCUUCAUGCACUCCAGCUGGUGUUUGGUUUUGUAAGAAGCCCAGUAUGUUAGGGCGAGAUGUGCAAUUAUACAGGCUGCAUAUAGAUUUUGUAGCUGAAUUUUAUAAUCAUACAAGUUUGUAUUUUCUUUGUCAUUUGUCAUGUUUGACAGAUUUGUGUUGAUUGUUCAGUGAACCUGUAAUUUGAUGCUGUGGUCAUACAAAUGCUGUAAAUAAUUUUGCUGUAAACACUCACAGGGCUUCAGUUAAUUUGUAGCAAAAGAUGGGGUUUGGUCCAAUCCUAAAAAACAAAUA
Melanotaenia boesemani (Boeseman's rainbowfish) is the source of this 2944-nucleotide messenger RNA. RefSeq names its product solute carrier family 2, facilitated glucose transporter member 4-like. Gene Ontology annotation, cellular component: membrane. Bases 223 to 1734 code for a protein of 503 amino acids. Gene Ontology annotation, molecular function: hexose transmembrane transporter activity. NCBI's taxonomy places the organism in Eukaryota, Metazoa, Chordata, Actinopteri, Atheriniformes, Melanotaeniidae. The transcript is spliced from 11 exons. The record is from RefSeq and is a predicted model, not a curated record. Gene Ontology annotation, biological process: monosaccharide transmembrane transport.